This is a messenger RNA of Arabidopsis lyrata subsp. lyrata, 1543 nucleotides long. Its product is annotated as putative RING-H2 finger protein ATL21A. The record is from RefSeq and is a predicted model, not a curated record. The transcript has 2 exons. Gene Ontology annotation, molecular function: polysaccharide binding. Bases 336 to 1454 code for a protein of 372 amino acids. Lineage: Eukaryota; Viridiplantae; Streptophyta; Magnoliopsida; Brassicales; Brassicaceae.
UCAAAACCCAAAACUGUCACUAAAGUCAGUCCUUAACUCUUUCUUCAAACCUUACAAACUCUUUCAGGAACUUCAAAAGCCAAAUCGAUGGGAAAGAGUCAGAGGAAUAAGCAAAAAGAUGAGCAGAAUCAAUUCACAAUCGUUACUUUCAUAUUAAAUCCGCUCCUCCUGUAGCACAAGGUUUGUUUGUUAGCGAGCAUCAUCUAAAGAGAACAAGUACGACCUUUCUAUAGAUCCUCCGACUAAAAAAGAUAGAUCUCUCUCAAGUUUGAACUAUUUAUAUUAAGGGAAAUAAUAACAAGUCUUCAUGUCCCUCCCAUUACCAAAACCACAAUAUGACUUUCUCAAAACAACUCUUUCUUUACCUCUUCUUCCUCUUCCCUCUCCUACACGCUUCACACACAAAUCAAUGCUCUUCUUCCUCGUGCGGUCUUGACGAUGUCCAUGUCCGUUUCCCUUUUUGGUUACUCUCGAAACAACAGGAGUUCUGUGGCCAUGCCGGAUUUAAUCUUCAAUGCACAAGUAGUCUCACGACAGCUCUCAAGCUUCCUAAUUUCGGAACAUUUCUUGUCCGAGAGAUCGACUAUAUAAGCCAGCAGAUUCGUCUCCAUGACCCUGAAAGUUGCUUGGCAAGAAAGCUUUUGACCUUUGACAUAUCAGGAUCCCCUUUCUCUGCUCUCUACCUUGCCAGCUACACGUUCUUGAGCUGUCCUAAUGAGGUAGCAAAGUCGUCCAGGUUUGACUCCAUCCCAUGUUUAGGCAAUUCAACGACCUCGUUCUUGGCUACAACUAGUUUGGAUCUCGCAAAAUCUAUGCUGCCUUCUUGUCAGAUCGUCAAGACAUCAACUAUUCCGGUUUCUCGGCGAGUUACUGCCGGAAAAUCAAGAUUCUCGACUGAUGUCAACGAUAAAGACCUUUGGCUGAAAUGGGAUUCACCAAGUUGUAGCAAUUGUGAGAGGGAUUAUUUGAGAUGUGGAUUCAUAAGCAAUACUUCUCUCCAAGUCAAAUGCUUCCCAUUUGAAAAAUCCGGCAACAACAACACGAGACUACAAGUGCUUAAAAUUAUGAUCCUGAGCAUAAUUGGACCGGUCAUGAUCUUUGCUACGUGUAUUGCAAUCGGAGUUUGCACCUCUGAAAGAUUCGCUUCCCGGAUACAACGCAACGUGGCUAUCGCCGCCUUGCAGCCAAACGAGGUUAUAAUCACGACGGGCCUUGACGAGUCUACAAUAGAAUCAUAUAAGAAAAUGGAAUUAGGAGAGAGUAGAAGAUUACCGGGAACUAAUGAUAUUGUUUGCCCCAUUUGUUUAUCGGAGUAUGUUAGCAAAGAGACCGUGCGGUGCAUACCGGAAUGUGAUCAUUGCUUCCACAUUGAAUGUAUAGAUGUGUGGCUUAAGAUUCAUGGUUCAUGUCCUCUUUGUCGGAAUUCUCCUUCUCCAGCGCGUCAAGCUAGCUGAUUAAGAUUGUAGUGGAUGUAAUAGCCGAUUAUAUUUGUUUACAAUUCACUUUUUUUACACUUUUGAUUAUAGUUAUACUCUUAUCUUUA